This is a messenger RNA of Euleptes europaea (tarantolino), 603 nucleotides long. It is a transcript of the gene CABP5, whose product is annotated as calcium binding protein 5. Bases 39 to 560 code for a protein of 173 amino acids. Lineage: Eukaryota; Metazoa; Chordata; Lepidosauria; Squamata; Sphaerodactylidae. The transcript has 6 exons. The record is from RefSeq and is a predicted model, not a curated record. Gene Ontology annotation, molecular function: calcium ion binding.
ACGCGGGUGCCGGGCCAGGGAACGCAUCGCUGAGCGCCAUGAAGAACCCGCUGGGACCUGCCUGCAUCUUUUUGCGCAAGGGCAUUGCUGAGAAACAGGGGGAACGGGAGCUGGGACCUGAUGAAAUCGAAGAGCUCCGCGAGGCUUUUGAUGAAUUUGACAAGGACAAAGACGGUUACAUCACCUGCAAAGAUUUGGGGAACCUCAUGAGGACGAUGGGAUACAUGCCAACCGAGAUGGAGCUCAUAGAGUUAUCACAGCAGAUCAACAUGAACCUCGGGGGUCGUGUGGAUUUUGAGGACUUUGUGGAGAUGAUGUCACCCAAGCUGCUGGCAGAGACGGCGGGCAUGAUUGGCUUGCAGGAGAUGAGGGACGCCUUCAAAGAGUUUGAUGCAAACGGGGAUGGUGAAAUAACAUUGGAUGAGCUGCACCAGGCCAUGAAACGACUGAUGGGUGAACGCCUGACUGCUCGGGAGAUUGCCGACGUGGUGAAGGAAGCCGACGUCAAUGGAGACGGAACGGUGGAUUUUGAGGAGUUUGUGAGGAUGAUGUCCCGCUGACGGAGUCUUCCCCCCCAUCCCUGGAUCCAAGCACAGAAUAAGA